AUGAGAUGCAUCGAGGAAUACAAACGAUUAGAAGAUGAUCGACUGCAGAGCAAAGGCAAAGCGUCGUUGAUAACUCGUCCUUGGCAGACAGGUUUCCCGUUCAGGCCUCGUGGGGGUCUGGCCAUUCAAGAACUAGCCACACAAAUGGGAGAAGUGAUCGUGACGUUUAAGGAACAGGUACACAAAAUUCUUGAUAGGAUCAAACAUGAGCCGUAUUUUCGAUGGCCGAACAAGAUGGGAGGGGACCCAUCUAGAAGGAACCAAAAUCUGUAUUGCACUUAUUUCCGAGACAAGGGUCAUACCAUCGAACAAUGCCGGGUACUAAAGGACCACCUUGGGAAACUAGUCAAGGUCGGGCACUUAAAGGAUUUCGUGCUAAACUUGGGGGACAGAGUACUAGGGCAAGAUACCCGGCAAAGGGGAAACCCUCUCCCACCCUCUGUGAGGGUAAUUGAAGUAAUCCAUGUUGCGUCGGAGAAGCUCAUUGUAGCAAAGAGGAAAGGAGUGUUGAUAGUGGUACCGGUAGAAGGUAACCUGGGUCUACAGUCGCCGGGUAAGAGGAUGAAGUUUGCACGGGAGCCCGUCUCGUUUGACGAUGACGAUUUAGAGGGGACGAUUCAGCUACAUGAUGACGCAUUAGUGGUCGCGUCCUAG
This is a messenger RNA of Quercus robur (English oak), 654 nucleotides long. RefSeq lists its product as uncharacterized. The record is from RefSeq and is a predicted model, not a curated record. The transcript has a single exon. Bases 1 to 654 code for a protein of 217 amino acids. Lineage: Eukaryota; Viridiplantae; Streptophyta; Magnoliopsida; Fagales; Fagaceae.